AUCAAGGUACUUUUUCGGGCUACCAUUGCACAAUACUAAAAAUCGAACCAUCUACAUUUAACUAAAAAAAUACCCAAAUGACCACAAACCGGCCAACGGACUGGAUACAAAACUAGUAUAUAUUAUUGGAGGAUUUGGUUGAUGAUUUACAAGUAAAAUUGAAUCCAUAAAAAGGAAAUUAAACCCAAUAGAAAAUCAAAAUCUGAAGGCGGAAGUCUCAAAUUUGAAAUGCACAAAGUCGCGCGAUAAUUGGCCUCCUAUUUGGAUUCUCCUACCCGUUCCUCCAUUUCCUUACAAGCUGAUCCAGAUUCGGGGAGUAGAGGGAAAUGGACUCGAUCACUUCACCUCAACCAUGUCCAAACACUGUCAGCGUACGCCGGAAUCCUCCGCGGCGGGGCAGGCCGACGCCGAUGAAAGCUCCAAUUCCUUCUCAACUGGAAGAACUCCUGCCGACCACGAUAUCGGAUCCGCCACUUCCCACCGUCGCUGAUCAAGCUCCGCCGUCCGAGAGUCUGAAGGUCUUCCUCAGAAUCAAGCCGAUUGUGCGCACCAUCACUGCGGCGGCGUGCAAGCAACUAGGAGAGGCCACUAGGUCGAGAGCUAAGAAUGCCUGGCCCCAAAACCCUACCGCCAAGAAAAAUUCCACAAAGGAGAAGCAGCCGGCGAAGAAGAUCGGGAGUGAAAUUUGUAUCUCGGUGACCGACUCCCACUCGGUGACGAUAUCCCCGCCGCCGUCGCUGGUCGAUUCGAAGAAGAUCAAAUCAGAGGUUUAUGAAGGGUUUUCUCAUGUCUUCGCUUCAGAUUCCUUGCAGAAUGAGGUUUACGAGAAGAUGGUGAAGCCUAUAGUGAACGAUUUUCUUGAAGGCAGAAGCGGAAUGCUGGCCGCUUUAGGGCCUAGCGGUUCAGGCAAGACUCAUACUGUGUUUGGGACUCCAAGAGAGCGUGGAAUGGUUCCACUUGCACUUCAGCACAUCUUUAAGCAAUCUAAGGGCCGGGAUUGUAAGUUUUCAAGGUCAUUCUAUCUAUCAAUAUUUGAAAUAUAUUCUGAAAGAGGUAAAGGCGAAAAAAUAUGCGAUCUGAUUCCAGAAAGAGUAGAUUCCGGGUUGCAGUCAUCUAGUAAAAGAGUUCAAGAGGUUAUGGUUUCUAAUGCGCCAGAGGCUGAAUCCUUGAUUGCUUGUGCAAUGUUGAAGCGUGCAACAAGUAUGACCAACACAAACAGUCAGUCCAGCCGAUCUCAAUGCAUCAUUAACCUACACAUGAAACGUGGUGAAGUGAGCAAUCAGCCAGAUGAUGCUGUGCUAACUGUUGUUGACCUUGCUGGAGCUGAGAGGGAAAAGAGAACAGGGAAUCAGGGGGCGAAAUUGUUGGAGAGCAAUUUCAUCAACAACACUUCUAUGGUCUUUGGAUUAUGCCUUAGAGCAUUACUGGAGCACCAGAAGAAUCCCAAGAAACCAUUACAGAAGCAUUUCCAGAACUCUUUGUUAACCAAGUAUCUAAGAGAGUAUCUUGAAGGCAAGAAGCGGAUGAGUUUGAUAUUGACAGUGAAGCCAGGGGAAGACGACUAUUUGGACACAGCCUGCUUACUCAGACAGGCUUCUCCUUACAUGAAAAUAAAAUUCAACAAUAUUGAGGAUCCAAGUAGUUCUAUUUGCAACAAAAGGUCCAUUCAGAGUUUUUCCAGGAUUGGACAACAGAAAAGAAUGAAGCCUAGUGCCAUCGAUGCUCAGACCGAGGAGCCAAAAACCAUUGGAGAUGGGAAUCUACUUUUGCAGGAAGUUCAGACUAAUGAGGCAUCGACUAUGGACAAACCAGACUCCAUCCGAUCUAGUUCUGUAAAGCUGAGCUCCAAUGAGUCAUUAACAAGGGAGAGAAGCCACAUCAUUACGCAGAACUUUGCUAAGGCUAUAUGGAGAGUGUUGAAGCAAUACAAAGACAAGCUAGUGGUGGCUGAACGGGAAGUUGAAAGUGUAGGUGAAAACCUCAGAAAUGAAAUGGGCAGGCGCAUUGAGCUUGAAAAUGAACUUGAGGAUCUGAAGUCCCGAUGUACUUGCUCCAAGGAAAACACAGAGCAAGCCACCUUGAUCAAAGUUGAGGAGGCAGAACGAGUCUUGGAAUCCAGUCCUGUUGAUUCUCCAAAGAGUACUGAACAUGUUUCAGAACCUAUCUGUUCUGUCCCGGAACCCAAGCCUUGUGAUUCUCCAAAGAGUGCUGAGUCUGUUUCCGAACAAAUCUGUUUUGUCUCGGAACCCACUUGUAAUUCUCCAAAGACUACUGGAUCUAUUUCAGAACAGAUUCAACAAGAUACUGACACACUUGCUCAGACAAAUGCAGCCAAAUGUUCACCCCACCAAGCAUCUGAAAGCAGUAGCAGCCAUCAAGAAUCAUGCAUCAAUGAAGCAGCAGAAGACCAAAUGCCGGGCACUUCUGUGGAGCUUGGAGACGAAGAGGCCGGAUGUCUUGAUCUUAAGCAGGAUCUCGUUAUCACUCAGCCAGCAGAUGCUGAAGUUGAAGACACAGUGGAUUUGAAGAGGAAUAAACCUGGCCACUCCAUGGCGGAACCAUCCAACCCACCACAAUCUCACGUCAAAUCCAGGCUAGCUUCCAGCUUCGAAGAUCCCAAAGACGAAAUGGGAUUGGACAGACGUGGCAAGCCAACCAAACCAGAAAAACCAAAGAGGAGACUAUUGCCUGCAUCGUCUUCACUAUUGAGGGAUAUGACUGCCUUGGCCAUAGAUGACGAGCUAGAAAAACCAAAAGGGGUCAGGGGCGGGAAGAAAUCGACUGUAGAUGAUGAAACAAAGAGAACUCAGGGUAGUAUUUCUCUCCUGCGUUUGCUACAAAGUAACCUUCGACACUGAAGUAGACUCACCUGCAUAUUAAUCAUCAUCAUCCCUACGUUUUUUUAACUGUCCCUACUCCCUAACCAAUUGUCGUCCAGAAUUACUGUAUCAAGAGCCCCUCAAUUAUUUCUCCUAUGGGAAUAUGAGAUGGGUUAACUAUUUUUUUUUUUUUUUUGGGUAGAAUGAGAUGGGUUAACUCUAAGGAUGAGUUAAUAUAUAUAUAUUUCUCAGUGGUUUGAUUGAAAAUUGAAAAGUUAUGGUGUUUGAAAUAGUUAGUAUACCCAAAGAGGAGCUCGCGUCUGAUUAGCUAGUUGAUAAGGUAAUAGCUUACCAAGGCAAUGAUAAGUAGCUGCCUAACUGGUCAUUUUUGCGUUUUAUGUGCAUUGCAAAUAUGUGAUGUUGAAUUGAAGAAAUGUGACUGUGAUAU
Messenger RNA from Linum trigynum, 3267 nucleotides. The record is from the annotation of a GenBank genome assembly. Lineage: Eukaryota; Viridiplantae; Streptophyta; Magnoliopsida; Malpighiales; Linaceae.